AUGGGAUGCAGCCCUGUGUGGGCAGCCUUUCCUGCAGGCUCUGCCCUGACCUCCCUGCUAACUCUUGCUCACGUCUCCUGCUUCCAAGCCUGCGCCAUCUCUGGCCUCUUCAACUGCAUCACCAUCCACCCUCUGAACAUCGCAGCUGGCGUGUGGAUGAUCAUGAAUGCCUUCAUCCUGUUGCUGUGCGAGGCACCUUUCUGCUGCCAGUUUGUGGAGUUUGCAAACACUGUAGCCCAGAAGGUUGACCGGCUGCGCUCCUGGCAGAAGGCUUUCUUCUACUGCGGGAUGGCCGUCGUCCCCAUCGUCAUGAGCCUGACCCUGACCACGCUGCUGGGUAACGCCAUCGCCUUUGCCACAGGGGUGCUGUACGGACUCUCUGCCCUGGGCAAGAAGGGCGAUGCCAUCUCCUAUGCCAGGAUCCAGCAGCAGAGGCAGCAGGCAGAUGAGGAGAAGAUGGCGGAGACCCUGGAGGGGGAGCUGUGAAGUGAGCCAGUGACCCGUCCUCCUGGCCGCCGGCUGGCUCUGUGUGAUUGUCCGAAGGGACUCUGGAGAGGAGCUCUGCGAGUGCCCUGCCCUGGAGCCCUCCUGCCUGACACGUCACGGCCCCAGCGGGGUUGCAGGACUUGGACAGAGCAGAGCAGAGCCCACCCUAUCAGCGCUGCAUGGAUGGCCGCCUGCUCCAAAGCAUGCUGCCGGAGGAUCUGAAGGCUCCCCAUGGCUGGCGGUCCACCCCAAGCCCAGAGUGCCUCCUCUGGACACACCGGGCCUGGCUGGAGGCGGAGGCAGAUCACCCCAACUCCUCCCACCUCCUGCCUGUCAGGUGGGAGCGUGGAGCAAGGGGAACAUGCGCCUGCUCCCUGGCAAGUGGAAUCCCAGCCCUGCCCUGGCUGCUUGUUCUCAGGACAGUGUUCCAAGGCCAGCUGCUGCUGCCGGGGUCGUGGCCAGUGCUCCCAGCAUGCACCUCUCUGGCCAGAACAGGCCCUUGGCAGAUGGUUGGACAGAACACUUCAGGCCGUCCUGCUGCUGUGCUUCCCGCAGGGCCCUGCCCUGCCCUGGGCCUUGGUGCUAGGGAGUGGUGAAGAGCUCGUGGGGUGCCCUCCCCCGUGUGGCCCUCCUUGUGUCUGCAGCGGCUGCCUCUAACUACGGUUAGAGGGCUGGACUUGACACACCUCAGGCCCUGCCAGCUGCCCCGGGAGCUUCCUGCCAAGGGGAAGAUGGGCAGAAGUCAGAGCCGCCCCUCCCAGGGCUGUCCCCUGCUCAGGUGCCAGGCCGCCCGGACAAGCCCGCAGGGAAGGACAUAGAAGCUGGUGUUGAGGAAGUGGCCCUCAGGAGUGUCAUCGCGCCCCCACCCUUCCACAGCACCCCAGACCCCGCCCUCUGCUCCUCAGAUUCACCUUGGCCUGUGGAGCUGAGGUGGGGCUGGGAGAGGGGGCGUGGAGAAGGCUCAGCUCCAUCUUCUUCCCUCCCCCAACCCCGGGCGGGGCCUGCUGGAAGCUUCCAGAGCAGAGGGACUAGGUUUUGUGCCAUGGAGACCAACCUGGAGCUGUUCCAGGUCUGCUUCCCAGGGGACCCUUCAGGCCUGCCCGUGUCUGGGGCCAGAAGCCAUGGACGCUGGGAGACGGCCGGCCCUGCCCAGCCCUGGGACGCAGCGGAUGCUAGCAUUGGCAGUACUCUGCCCAUGCACAGCCCCAGGGUGGCAGGUGAACCGGCCUGGCCCAUCAGGAUUCCUCUGGGGCCCCUUUGGUACUUACGGGCUCUGUGUGUGUAUGUACGCACGCACGCGCACGUGCCUUUGUCACUCCCCAUGUGUGCAGUGAACAGGGCCCGUCCACCUCAGGAGGAGCAAGGGCCCUAACUGCCCCUCUGCUUGCUUGUCCAGCCAUGGCCUUGGGUCACUUCUGCCCUGACUUUGGCCCCUGCCAUGGCUGCAGGAACAGGAAGGGGAGGGGCUAGCUUCAGCACUCCACGUGAAGGGAGGUGGGCAGGCCACAGGUUGGGACACCAAGGUAGAAGGUCCCUCAGACAGACCCAGGUGGACUGGCCACCUCCCAGAUUCCCAACUGGUCUGUGCCUAAGCAGCUCUGGAACCUCUAGCCGCCUAGUUCAUGCUCCUGCUCAGGCCAGCUGGACUGCAGGCUGGCCUCUGCCUCUGUCUGGGUUCUGCCUGUUCCUGCCUUGAAGCCUUGGCAGUAAAGGAAGACGAGUCUCAA
Messenger RNA from Dipodomys ordii (Ord's kangaroo rat), 2213 nucleotides. It is a transcript of the gene Cacfd1, whose product is annotated as calcium channel flower domain containing 1. The record is from RefSeq and is a predicted model, not a curated record. Gene Ontology annotation, cellular component: membrane. The coding region runs from base 1 to 486 and encodes 161 amino acids. Lineage: Eukaryota; Metazoa; Chordata; Mammalia; Rodentia; Heteromyidae. Gene Ontology annotation, biological process: vesicle-mediated transport. The transcript is spliced from 5 exons.